GGUUUUAUUUUGCAGUCAUGGCGGCUUCGAGUUCCAGUGGAGGGCAACGGCGAUCGAUUGGGACUGUGGGACAAGAGGAGUUGCGACGAUUAAUGCGAGCAAAACAGCGGGAGUCGGCCGCGGGGAAAAGGAAAAUUGACUCUCCCUACGUUAGAUAUAAUAAUUUGGGGAAUUUAAGUUGCUCUCUGUGCAAUGUGUCUGUGAAGAAUGAACUGUUGUGGCAAACACAUGCUCUUGGAAAACAGCACAAGGAGAGACUUGAAUCAUUAAAAGAUAUUAAAUAUUCUACAUCCAGACCAUUUUCUGACACUUUAUCUUCUCUCAAAAGAAAAACAUCAGAAACAAAAUCUCCAGAACAGAAGAAAGGAAAAGAUUGUAGUGACCAUCCACAAACUGUUUCUUCUGGGCUGCCAAAAGAUUUUUCCAGCAAAAUUGAGCAAACAGAAGUAGAAACAGUAUCUUCAAAAGGUUCAAGUGGUGUAUUACUAGGAAAUUAUGAACCAGAGGCAGGAAAGACAGAAGAGAUGGCAAAAGAAAUCAGAGAGAGCAACAGCAAAACUCCAUUACCAACCACAGCGCAGUGUGUAUCAAUUCCAGGCCUUGUUCCAAAAGCAGAACUUGUAGCUUGUUUAUCAUCAGACUACGUGGACAACAGCGCUUUAGCUACUCCUCUGCUGUCCCAUUCAGGAUCUGUACAGAAGGCAGAAUCACAAGAAAAACUUGUUCAAAGGAGAGAAAACACUGCAGAGGCCUUACCAGAGGGAUUUUUUGAUGAUCCAGAAGUGGAUGCAAAGGUGCGCAAGGUUGACACUCCAAAGGAUCAGAUGAACAAAGAAUGGGAGGAAUUCCAGAAAGCCAUGAGACAAAUCAGUACGAUUUCAGAAGCUAUAGUGGCUGAAGAAGAUGAAGAAGGGCGACUUGACCGUCAGAUUGGAGAAAUUGAUGAGCAGAUAGAAUGUUUCCGUCGUGUUGAACAGCUGCGUGACCGCCAGGAAAUAAUGAAAGAUAAAUUAAAGGAAGCCAUGAGUCAAAGAGCCACACAGACUGAAGAUGGUGAUGAUAUUGGUAGUGAUGAUGAAGGUGAAUUGCAGGACUUGCUCUCUCAGGACUGGAGAGCAAAAGGAACAAUAUUAUAGCUGCCUGAGAAGAGAGAAUUAAUUUCCUAAUUAUAAUAUUGUUCUUUUAUCAUGUACUAGCAUUUUGCAUAUGUAUGUAUAUGAAGUCCUGUUAAAAUCGUCUGCUGUACAUUAUACAAUCUUUAUAUAAAAAUUAUUAUAGCUCUUCUGGAAACAAA
Messenger RNA from Candoia aspera, 1294 nucleotides. RefSeq names its product zinc finger protein 830 (gene ZNF830). The coding region runs from base 18 to 1136 and encodes 372 amino acids. Lineage: Eukaryota; Metazoa; Chordata; Lepidosauria; Squamata; Candoiidae. The record is from RefSeq and is a predicted model, not a curated record. Gene Ontology annotation, molecular function: nucleic acid binding; zinc ion binding. Gene Ontology annotation, cellular component: spliceosomal complex; nucleus. The transcript has 10 exons. Gene Ontology annotation, biological process: nuclear DNA replication; mitotic DNA damage checkpoint signaling; mitotic DNA replication checkpoint signaling.